Penicillium paradoxum is the source of this 1014-nucleotide messenger RNA. RefSeq lists its product as uncharacterized. NCBI's taxonomy places the organism in Eukaryota, Fungi, Ascomycota, Eurotiomycetes, Eurotiales, Aspergillaceae. The record is from RefSeq and is a predicted model, not a curated record. The coding region runs from base 1 to 1014 and encodes 337 amino acids. The transcript has a single exon.
AUGUAUCUAGACGUCUUGAAACAUUGGUCCGCCUUCAAAAUCGACGCUUUGGGUCUUGUCACUUUACUAGGUGUAGAGGCUGUCGAUCGUGCCGUUGGGCGUCUCGUUCAAAACCCCUUCACCGACUGGUUGCCCCUUAUGGGUGCAUAUACUAUCGCCAGUGACCAGGUGGUAGAGCCCACUCCCGGCUUUACUUUAUAUAACAUCACAGAUGCGAUCCUCGCCGCUGAUCUAACGGGCUGGUUCACGCGCUGGAUGCUGACCCAGGAUCUCGCCUUUGCAACCACAACACUCACCCUGGUUACCACUAGCCCCCCCAAUCACCAUCGCCCAUCGAGGAGAUGGAUCCUCCCGUUUACUAUCGGGAUCCUUAUAGUCUCAGCACUGAUCAUCCUAUCUAUUUUAAUAGAAGACUGGUGGGCACUGGUUGCCGGGUUAUCUAUGGGGGUCUCUGUGGUUGUUCGCCAGAUCAUUCUGGGCCAGAACCGAUGGGCGAUAGAUCGGGCUGUGGCGAUGACUAGAAAUGAGCCUGACGAGAUUUGCAAACUGUUUGUGACAAUCCCAAAUGGCAAGGCGGUCACUAUCUAUGCCCCCAGGCGUAUUAUCCAGGGGCCUCUUCUUACCACUCCCCGUCCCGCCUAUCCCCGUAUCUAUCUGAUAGCUCGGUACAUCGGCUGGGCUGCAUUUGGAGGCCUUGUGAUCUCUCUUGGGAUGGCCAGUCUACUGUGCCAGCCUUACUCCGUUGUGGUUCUCAUCGUAGCCUCCACGGUGACGGUGAGGGGGAUUGGCGAUGACGAGCGCUUCAUUGGCUCCGGAUUGAUGAUCUUUAGCGAGACAAGUGGAGAUCGAGAUUCCAGGAUGACGGCAUAUUUAAAGAUGCAAUUGAGCGAGAGUGAAGAGGCUACUAUGCUCUUGUGGAGUUUGCUACCACAAAGGUCUAACGUUGCCUGGUGGGAAACAUACUCCGAGGUGAAGAAGCUCUAUACAGAAGAGUUUCUCAAGCGAGGAGAAUGA